AUGUUCUUGCGCCUCAGGUCUCCGGUUGUCGAUUGGUCGGCGGACGAAGACGAUGAACAGCUCGUCGGCGAGCCAUCCGUACGACUAUGGAGACGCCGAGUACUGGGAUGCGAGGUAUUGGGAACAGGGGGGCUCCUCCUUCGACUGGUACCAGCGAUUCUCCGCCCUCCGACCAAUUAUCAAUAAACUCAUCCCGAGCUCCUCUAAAAUUCUCAUGGUCGGCUGCGGAAAUGCGCGUAUUUCGGAGGAUAUGGUCAAGGAUGGGUAUGUCGACUUAAUGAACAUUGACAUUUCAUCAAUAGUGAUUGAACUGAUGAGAAAGAAAUGUAUGCACAUUCCUCAGUUGAAGUAUAUGCAAAUGGAUGUAAGGGAUAUGGGCUUUUUCAAUGAUGAAACAUUUGAUUCUGUGAUUGACAAAGGGACUUUGGAUUCUUUGAUGUGUGGCUUUGAUGCUCCGUUCAGUGCUUUUCAGAUGAUAGAAGAAGUUAACAGGGUUCUUAAACCCGGUGGGAUUUAUAUGUUGAUAACUUACGGUGAUCCAUCUGUGAGAAUUCCUCAUUUGAAUCAACCUGGAUGCUGUUGGAAAAUUACGUUGUACAUAAUACCUUUAUCGUAA
This is a messenger RNA of Phalaenopsis equestris, 616 nucleotides long. Its product is annotated as methyltransferase-like protein 13. Gene Ontology annotation, molecular function: S-adenosylmethionine-dependent methyltransferase activity. The record is from RefSeq and is a predicted model, not a curated record. The transcript is spliced from 8 exons. NCBI's taxonomy places the organism in Eukaryota, Viridiplantae, Streptophyta, Magnoliopsida, Asparagales, Orchidaceae. Bases 53 to 616 code for a protein of 187 amino acids.